AUGGCAAGAAGAUCGUCGGCCCGCCUUCGCAGUCGCAACUCGACCACGCCCAAGCGAGUCUCACUCUCGCACGAUGCGCCGGCCGCCCGCACACCACGCACACUUCCCGCCAGACUGGCAUCACUAAAUGAGGAAGAAGACGAUGAGAUGCCAGGCGCUUUCCCGCGCUCUGUCUCGCCCGCUGUAGGCACCCCCACCCGUCCAGCCAAGCGCGUCAACACUGGCACAGCCGAAGCCACACCAAAGACUGCGAUGCCUAUCAAGCCCAGCGACCAGGAGAUGCAUCCACAGAAGCACCAUCAGACAGUCGCCAAGCCACUUGAAGAUGCUCGCCACUUUGGUUUCCAGAGUAUGGGUGCUCACACCGAGCCAGCGAGGGAGAAGGCAAGUGGCAUCGCCCAACCCCAAGCCACACCAAGUCGCGCCCACAACAAUCCUCCCAAUCCAGUCAAUGAUGUCAAAAGUCCGAGUUUUCAGUUCACUUUCCGUCGCGAGCACAGUCUGGAGUUGAGCCCGGACGCCAAGCGUCUGAUGCUGGAGAAGCGGGAAGAAGCGGUACGCAUUCGAGAGCAGAUGACGGCGAAGGGCGAAGGUACGCAGGAGUUGGUGGAGGCUUCGAGAAAGCUAGCUACGCCGAAAGGGAAGAAGGGAAGGUUUAGCGGGGCGCAUCAAGAGGCGUUUGGGAAGAUGGCGAGUAUUGCUGGGCAUGCUUCGGCUUUUAGGGCAAAAGGCACACCGAAGGUUGAGAGGCCAGGUAUAGCAAGUGAGAGUACCAGAACGCUCAAGCGUAGCCCAUCGAAGGCACAGCUGGACGACACUCAUUCCACAGCCAAGAAGACACUCACGCGCAGCCCCUCGAAGCCAAUGCUCAUCCAGCAUGGAGGCGGUCUACCACGCCCCACCUCAAGUUAUACCUUACGCCAAAAUAACGAGUCAUCCUCGCCAGCCAAGCGCAUGAAGCGUAGCGAGGUGGAGGAUGUGUCUGCUACUCGACCUUACUCGAGUGACGACAAUUCCACUAGUCAGCCCAGCACGCCACAACAACACAAGACACUGCGUAUGCAUCCCAGCAACCCGAACCUGGCGUCCCUCACGGCGGCUACUCAGGCGUCGCUCGCACGUGGUGCGAGUGUCAAGACCAACAAGACUAGCAUGAUCCCAGGACCUAACUUGAUGCGCUCUCCUUCGAAGCCCGCACUUGUCGAGAAGCCAGCCAUCGAUAAGGCGAACACCCCGCUGCUUGCUCGUUCUCCGUCGAAGGCGAACCUCUUCACUUCGAUUAGAAGUGAGGAAGUCGAGUCGGCUAUCUCGACAAGUCCUUUGCUCUCCCGCUCGCCCCUAAAGGUCAGCGUAUUCAAGAAGGUGGUGGCGGACAGUAGGGAGCCAACAUCGAAUGGCCAGCCAGUGAAAGCUGCGCACCCCCUACUCGCUCGGUCACCGCUCAAGAUGUCUGUCGCCAAGAACACGGACACUUCUGUAGCCGAGCCAGCUCAGGAGAUCAAGGUCCCACUUCUGGCACGCUCGCCAUCAAAGAUCGCCUUGCCCUCAAACCCCACCACAACCCAAGUCACCGCGCCGAGCACCACAGGCAAAGCUUCAGGCUUACUCUCCCGCUUCAACCUUCUCCGCGCAUCACCCAUGAAAUCCAUUCUCCGCUCUCCACAACGCCUCUACUCCAAUGAUCCGGCAAAGGUGGCUUCGGGAACACAUUUCGCUACUCCACCGCCAAAGAAUGGCACAUUGUUCUUCGGCACCAACAAGAUCGCUCCUCAGCCGGCUGUCCCUACCACGGCACCAGUUGGCUCGAAGCGAGUCGACUUCACUUCUUCCACAAAGGCACGCUACGAGGUCAAGGAGGCCAGCAGUACGCCUUCUUCUGGCCCUACACCACAACCCACGAAGAUCGAGGCUGGAGAUGCCCAUGCUAAGGAUAUGGAAAUCGACUACCCUGCUCUUCCGUCCCCAUCAGCUGCACCAUCUCCCGUCAUGGCUUCGCCCUCGCCACAGAAAAGGAGACAGACUGUUGCUCCUGGUGACUUCACCUUCCGCGCUGGUGGCCACUCAAUAACUUUUGGAACAUCGCCUAAUGCUAAGGAUUUGGUGAAGAGGCCGAGCAUCCGCCACGUCUCUGCUGAGCCGGCUGCAAUUGUGCCGCAGAGAUCUAGUAUGGCUGGGGCAGUACCUGCAGCUGCGCCUAUGGUACAGGGCAGCAAGAAACGCAAAUUCGAAUAUGAGAACGAGGAGAUCUCUGCAGGCGAGGACAAGGAGAAUACCUUAAGCAAUGACCCCCUCACCCACCAAGACAACAAGGACGACGAGGACUUCGAGGAUCGUCCAGCCAAGCGCACGAAGAUGGCGUCAUCUGAGGGCCCAGCACUCGCAGCUGCGGUAGCGAAGACUAGGGAGAGCUCGGUCUCACCUACUAAGCGCAUGCCCACGCUCGGAGUCAAGCCAAAGGGUGUAAAAACGGCUGUUGGUGGUAAGAAGAGGAGGGAGACGAAGAGUGGGAAUGGGAACGGUAGCAUGAUCUCCCAGGCUAGGUUGGCUGCUCUUGCUAUGCCCAAGAAAAGGGGUUGA
This is a messenger RNA of Recurvomyces mirabilis, 2577 nucleotides long. RefSeq lists its product as uncharacterized. The transcript has a single exon. NCBI's taxonomy places the organism in Eukaryota, Fungi, Ascomycota, Dothideomycetes, Mycosphaerellales, Teratosphaeriaceae. The record is from RefSeq and is a predicted model, not a curated record. Bases 1 to 2577 code for a protein of 858 amino acids.